GAAGAUUCAAGCAACAACGUUCAUUCACCUGUCGACUCGACAAGACAGCUCAGUGCACAACGCUCCGAUCGGGUGUCGCUGACUGUGGCCGCUUUUAUCUCCGCUCGCCAUCAUCCUGGACCUCCUAUCGAACCUCCAACGCCUGCCGUUCCUCGACAAGUUUGCACGACCUCGACCCGCUAUCUCUCACGUGGACGACGUCGAUAGUAGUACCGACAACAUCAGCGAACAGAGUCGACCUCUUUUCGGUCGUGCUAGUGACCGCUUCAUAAUACAUCAAGAGCAAGAAGGUCGAGGAGGUGAUCAUAUCCCCCUCUUACCACUCAAUCACGGCCCAUCACAGCAGUCGGCACAGAGGAACGUCGCUUGGAAAAGAAGAGACGGCAGGAUGAAGUUUGGUACCCUUUUGGAGCUGAAUUCGAAUAUAGAAUGGUUUGACAAAUAUGUCGACUAUGACGGCCUCAAGAAGAUGUUCCCGGCCGAGCCUUUCGAGCCGUCUUACCGUGCCAAUCGACAGGAUGACCCAGAGGCCUCCCCGCUACUGACCGCUGAGAGGCCGCAAGGGGCAAGCGAGGAGGAGUUCACAUCAGCUCUGGAUCGGGAGCGGAACAAGGUCAUCGAAUUCUAUAAAGAAACCGAGGAUGAGCUGCAGAACACCUUCAAGACCAUCUUGGGGGAAGUCCGGGUGCUGGAAGAACGCGAGUUUGACGAUAUCAUCGAAGAGGAAGACGAGGACGAAGAAGGGCUUAGCGACCGGGAGGAGAACCUUGGCAAUUCGGGGUUCCGGAGCAGUCAAGAUGGUGCAGGUCUGGAAGAAGGACUCCCCAACGGUCGUCGAUCUUCCUAUACCCCGCAAUCUCCUCAACGCGCCAACAAGUCGUUCAUGCAAAAGAACCUCGCUUCGUUUUCGAACCGAUUCCUCUCGACCGAUCCUCAGCGAGACGAAGCCGAUCUUCUCGAAGCUUCCCUCACUCCUCAGGUGCAACAGGAGACCCGAGCGCGAUCACGUUCAAACGCCCGGAGAUCCCGACUCAACCGUACCACCUCGUCUGAUCUCGGCAGACGUACGAGCGACGAGAACCGUCGAAUGUCAGCUUCGUCUGCUUCCUCUGGCGGGCUAGGUCCUGCCGCCAGCAUGUCCCGCAAUCGAGGCAACCUCGGGUUGAUCCCCAUGAUCGACCCGACACCCCUGUCCGAUAGCAUCUUUUCCACCUCGGCUGCUGUCCACAGUACCGGUGGACCGAGAUUGUCCGGUGAGGACGGCGAGGGAGUGGAUUACAUCUGGACCGCUAGUUCGGAUUAUGGAAAGGUCUUGAGGAUCGGUUUUAAGAAGAGGAUCGCCAGGAUGUGGUUGGAUGGAUAUGCCCUGAAGGGCUAUGUCGAGUUGAACCUGACGGCGUUCGAGAAAAUCCUGAAAAAGUACGACAAGAACACCGGAUCAAAACUCAAGAAGCGUUACAUCGAGUCGACGGUUAUGACUUCGUACCCGUGGCAGACCGAGACCAAGGAACACCUCGAAGAGACCAUGGAAAAGAUCUUGUACCUGUACGCGCGAGUCGCCGCUGGUGGAGAUCUAGAGCUCGCCAAGCAGCAACUGCGAGCACAGCUCCGGGAAAAGAUCGUCGUUGACAGGGAAACCAUCUGGUCCAAGAUGGUUUCCGAACGUCGCCAGAACGAUAAUCAGCUCAAGGUCGUCACCGAAGGUCAUUCUUCCUCGGAAAAGACCCACAGUCUUGUUCGGACGCCGCUGGGUAGCCUGCACGUGCCCACCUGGCUAAGCUGGAACGGCAUUAUCUGCGUGGUUGCCGCGAUCGUCUUGGUUGUGAUCGUCAAGGUCAAUCCCUUUGACAGGCAAGAGGAAAGCAAUUGCUUGGCUAUGUUGGUUUUCUGUACACUGUUAUGGGCUACGGAGGCUAUCCCCUUGUUCGUAACCAGUUUCUUCGUGCCAUUCUUGACGGUCGCGCUCGGGGUGCUGCGAACCACUGACGGCAAGGACGAGCGGAUGCUAGCAAGCGAGGCGAGCAAGUACAUCUUUUCGGUCAUGUUCUCGCCUACGAUCGGUCUUUUGCUCGGAGGUUUCACUAUCGCGGCGGUACUAUCGAAGACUCGACUUGAUGUCAUGACCGCUUCUAGGGUCUUGAACGCUGCAGGGUCAAAGCCAAGCGUAGUGUUGUUGACCUUGAUGUGCAUUGCGACAUUUGCGAGCAUGUGGAUCAGCAACGUAGCUGCGCCCACUCUGUGUUACGCGCUCAUCAAGCCCAUCACGGAUGAGCUACCUCCCAAAUCGGCCUUCUCUCGAUGUCUGAUUAUCGCGAUCGCCCUGGCUUCGAAUAUCGGAGGGCAAGCCUCUCCCAUCUCAUCGCCGCAGAACCUGAUCGGUCUAGCAGCUAUGGACCCUCCCUUGUCGUGGCUGCAAUGGUUCGCUGUUUCGCUCCCGGUCGCCACCGUGUCUGUGGUAGCCAUAUGGUCGUAUCUGCAUAUCGGCUACCGAUGGGAGAGGGAUCUAUCUAUCCCCCGGAUGAGGAAGAACACCGAUCCCCUUACCUGGACGCAUUGGUAUGUGCUCUUCGUCACUGCCAUCACAAUCAUACUUUGGUGCAUCGAGAAGAAGUUUGAAGCCUGGGUCGGCGACAUGGGAGUGAUCGCCAUCAUCCCAAUCAUCGCCUUUUUCGGCACGGGCGUCCUGUCAAAGCAAGAUUUCCAUUCCUUCCAGUGGUCGAUCGUUUUCAUCGCCAUGUCCGGAUCCGCACUCGGUCGAGCGGUACUAUCAUCCGGUCUGCUGGAUGAUCUCAACAAGGUAUUGGAAAAGGCUGUCGAGGGGAUGGGCCUGUUCAGCGUAGUCCUCGUCUUUGCUUGCAUCAGUCUGGUCGUUGCAACCUUCAUCUCACAUACGAUCGCUGCGGUCCUGCUUGUGCCUAUUGCCGAGAAGGUCGGCGAGGGGUUGGCCGAUCCUCAUCCGAGGCUCUUGAUCAUGUUGUGUACCUUGAUCUGCUCCGCUGGAAUGGGUCUCCCUCAGAGCGGUUUCCCCAACAUUACAGCUAUCGCACAGGAGAACAAGCUCGGGCAGAGAUAUAUCGCCGCCAGCGACUUCCUCAAGAACGGUAUUCCUGCCUCGAUUCUGGCCACUGCGGUUAUCGUCACCUUGGGUUUCGGCAUCUCAAAAGCGAUCGGAUUAUAACCUAGACAGCGCACCAUGUUGCAUUUUACCCACCCGUGUAUAACGUUCAGUUCUUUGCAAUGACAUGCUUUUUUGGUGUUCAGGUUGAUAUAGGAUCUGUGUCGUGCUGACGGAAGUCGGAAACGUUCGUGAACGCGACGCUUGAAAAGGGGGUGGAGCGGGCC
Messenger RNA from Filobasidium floriforme, 3342 nucleotides. RefSeq names its product phosphate transporter. The record is from RefSeq and is a predicted model, not a curated record. Gene Ontology annotation, biological process: phosphate ion transport; polyphosphate metabolic process; monoatomic anion transmembrane transport. Gene Ontology annotation, molecular function: phosphate transmembrane transporter activity. Lineage: Eukaryota; Fungi; Basidiomycota; Tremellomycetes; Filobasidiales; Filobasidiaceae. Bases 389 to 3178 code for a protein of 929 amino acids. The transcript has 13 exons. Gene Ontology annotation, cellular component: membrane.